This is a messenger RNA of Diceros bicornis minor, 2725 nucleotides long. RefSeq names its product zinc finger protein 215 (gene ZNF215). The record is from RefSeq and is a predicted model, not a curated record. Gene Ontology annotation, biological process: negative regulation of transcription by RNA polymerase II. The coding region runs from base 384 to 1970 and encodes 528 amino acids. Lineage: Eukaryota; Metazoa; Chordata; Mammalia; Perissodactyla; Rhinocerotidae. The transcript has 6 exons. Gene Ontology annotation, molecular function: DNA-binding transcription repressor activity, RNA polymerase II-specific.
GGAGCGUGCCUUGGCUUUCUUAAGGCACAGAGCCCACAGCGACGUUCCAGGCCCGGGUGGGGGCACGGUUUCUUAGGUGUGGAGUGGUUAGCGGCGUCAGCUCCCUUCACCGGCCAGGACGGCGACUUCCACGCCUCGUCGCGGCACUGGCGCCUGGGCGUGACUGAACGGAGCCCUGGGUGGGAGCCGUGCUCACAGUCUCUCAGGUACCUGAAUACUGGCCUUGUGUCUGAAGCUCCUGGAACUUUUCUCUUACUGAGAUAUAACUUGGCUCAAAUCACACUGCAUGUAUAUAGUACACAAGUGCUUAGCCCAAGCCUGAUAAUUAUUGGAAUCCUUUGGUAAGACAAAUUCAGACAACAGCGGGAGUUCCAUCUAGGAAGAUGCAGCCUCUGGACAAGUUGAUGGCUAUCUCAAAACCUCAAAACCUGGCUUCUCAUGAACAAAGUGAGGUCCUGAGAGCAGAUGUGUCUUGGCAGCAGGAAACCACCCCAGUCAUGGAGACAUAUGACUCUGAAGCCUCUCGUCAAAAGUUCCGGCAUUUCCAGUAUUUGGAAGUGUCUGGGCCUCAUGAAGCCCUGAGCCAGCUCUGGGAGCUAUGUCUUCAGUGGCUCAGACCAGAGAUUCAUACAAAGAAGCAGAUCUUAGAGCUACUGGUGCUGGAACAGUUCCUGACAAUUCUUCCUGAAGAGGUCAGGACUUGGGUGAAUUUACAACAUCCAAAGAACAGCAAAGAAGUGGUGACCCUUAUAGAGGAUGUAGUUGAAAUGCUUAAAGACGAAGAUAUGCCUUUCAAGGAUUCUGUCCUGUUCCAGAAGGGGAGCAUCAAGAAGGAGAAAAUGGAAGCUGACUCACUAACAGGCAAAUCCCAGGAACCAGUGACAUUCAAAGAUGUGGUUGUGGAAUUCAGCCAGGAAGAGUGGGGGCAACUGGACCAUGCUGUAAAGAACCUGUACAGGGAUGUGAUGCUGGAGAACUAUAGGAACCUGAAUUCACUGCAUAAAGAGCAUCUACUUUCCAAACAAGUUGAGAUCUCCAAGUUGGAGAGUAAGAAAAAAAGAUGGAUAAUGGAGAGAGAAAUCCCAAGAACAACCGUUUUUGGCAGAGAGACAGUUUCAGAAAACCAAGAUUCAGUUCCAAAGCAGAGAAUUUCUGGAGAAGAAGCAUCCCAUGGAGUGAUUAUGACAAGACUGACCAAGAGUAGACACCCUUCUUUAGAUGGCUGGAAAAGUGAUGAUUGGUUACAUAGCAACCAGGAACACUGGGACAUAAAUUUGCCACAAGAAGCUUUCAUUCAUAAGACAAUCUACACUGAGGAAGGUGACUUUGAAUCUAGUGAAAAUAAGAAAAGCUCUCAUGUUAACUCAGUUGACUCAACUUUUGAUACACAACAAGGAAUUCCUAUAAGAAAGGGGCCCCUAAAGUGUGAUAAGUUUAAAACUAACUUCACAUUUAAUUUAGACUCAGUAGGUAAGCAACAUUCAGAACAUAAUGAAUGUGACAAUGCCUUGAACCUGAGUCCAGAUAUUCAACACCCAGAAAGUCACACCACAAUGAAUUCCUAUGAAUGUUAUCAAUGUGGGAGAGCCUUCAGCCGGAGUUCAUCCCUUGUUAGACAUCAAAUCAUUCAUACAGGAGAGAAACCCUACAAAUGCAGUGAAUGUGGGAGAUGCUUCAACCGACGUACAAACCUUACUAAGCAUCAAAAAAUUCAUGCUGAAGCAAAGGCCUACAAAGGCAAUCAGUGUGGCAAAGCCUUCACUAAGGGUGAAGACAGUAAUAUAAAUCCAGGACUCCAUUCUGGAAAUAAUCCCUAUGAGUGUAACUGUGGAAAAUCCUUCAGCCGGAGCUCCUCACUUAUUCGACAUCAAAUGAUUCAUACAGGAGAGAAACCAUUCAAAUGUAAGGAAUGUGAGAAAACCUUCAAUAGGAGUUCAAACCUUAAAAAACACCAGAAACUUCAUAGUUAGAGGACAACUCAAGAGAAGUCCUAUAACAGGCAGAAAUUCGGGAUUGCCUUCAUUCAGAGUGCAGAACUCAUUCAACAUCUGUGACUUUAUGCUGGAAGGAAUCCUAUGAAUAUAGUAAAUGGAAGAAAAUAUUUGACAGAGAUUAUUCUUUAAUUGAUAUGACAAUUAAUAUUGGAGAGAAAUCUGUUAGUAGAUAGAAAUCUAAGGGAGUUUUUCCAGGCUCCCAAAUGAAACCACAACGGUUUGGAGUUAAACGUAUCAGCAAAUGAGUGUUUGUCUAUCAUUCUGAUACCCAUUACCAUGAUCUCUCCCUACUUCAUAAAUGGGACCUGUGGCAUUUAUAUUCACCUGAUCUAUUGAUGAAGUAGAUAUUAAGGAGGAGCCAAGCAAUACCCUUGGAGUUGAUAUUUAAUAAAACUCAAACUUUCAGUCCUUAUAAGUUCACAAGGAAGCAGGAGCUCACAAGAAUGUAGGAGGACACUUCUGUGGACUGAAUUCUCUGAAUUAAUGGCAAAGACCACAGUGACAGCCCAGUACUCCACCCUUGGCUGUCCUGGUGCUGAGUGGGGACUAGAAUUGUAAGAGGGUUAUCAACUGCAGUGGGAGGUGGAUGUGUUGUUAAUCUACAUGUAUUCUUCAGUAUCUGCAUUUUUUAAAGUACUCUUUGGGAUCUAGGCUGGAGAGACAUCCAUAGCCCUAGGUUUGUCAUUUAUUCCAAACAUUAAAAGGUUAAUAAAGUUGCCUAAUGCUCUGUG